Clarias gariepinus (North African catfish) is the source of this 3379-nucleotide messenger RNA. It is a transcript of the gene tmem64, whose product is annotated as transmembrane protein 64. The coding region runs from base 507 to 1559 and encodes 350 amino acids. NCBI's taxonomy places the organism in Eukaryota, Metazoa, Chordata, Actinopteri, Siluriformes, Clariidae. The transcript has 3 exons. The record is from RefSeq and is a predicted model, not a curated record.
AGCAGCAGUAACAGCGGCGCGCGCUGUGAUUAAGUGCGGUUCAGGGUGCAAGAACUAAUGGAACUGUUCGUUCGGUCGGCGCAUACCGCGCAGCGUGUUUACUUAUUUAUUGGCACCCUGACGGCGGCGGAGUGAAGUUGUGCGGCUCAGACGCAGUGAUGGAUCACCAUCACCACCACCACGGCGGCAGGAGGACUUUGUACCCGUGAUCGUUUUUCUUCUUCUUCUUCUUCUUUUUUUUUUUUUUUGGAUUUGUACUAAAAGUUGGACGAUUACUCUGUCUAACUGCUUUGUUUGGUUGUAUCGGAUGUCGGUGUGUUUUUAAUGCCGACAUGGUGGAGGCAGAAGGGGAGCGCGGUACGGGAGGCGGGGUGUCACGUUAACGUUCGCGUUAUGGCGUUUAUUAGGAGUAAAAACGCGGAUUAUUGUUAUUAUUAUUUAGUGCUGGGUGUUGUAAUUGAAUUCUGAGGGGUUUUUUUAAUCCACGCUGAAGCCUGACUGCGGUCAUGUGGAGUCUGGCCACGGCAGCGCUGCAGCUGCUGCUGAAAUCCGUGAAGCAUGCUGCGGGUAAAGGACACAUGCAGCUGACCCGGUGGCUGCAGCGGCCGCAGGACUCGGUGGACUGCGAGAAGAUGGAGCUGCUGAUCUGCAGGGCGGACACGGAGGCGGCGGCUGGUGCGGGGGGAAGCACUGGAGAUCCCGCGGCGCCCUUCUUCUUCUUCUCCUCCUCCUCCUCUUCGACGGACCUGAGGAAUCCGUGCUGCGUCGCGACCUGUUGCUUUAAGAGCGCGCUCGUGGCGCUCGUGCUGACCGCCGCCUGCUUCUUCUCGGUCACGCUCGUGCGCCGCUACCUGAAGGACGCGCUGCUCUGGGUGGAGAGCCUGGACGGGCUGAUGGGCGCGAUGCUGUUCAUCGUGUGCCUCAUCACCGUGUCGUUCCCCUGCGGCUGGGGCUACAUGGUGCUCAACGUGGCCGCGGGUUACCUGUACGGCUUCGUGCCCGGGGUGGGCCUGGUGAUGGUGGGCGUGCUGAUCGGGACCUCGGUGGCGCACGUGGCGUGCCGGCGCCUGCUCUCCGGUUGGGUGCUGAGCCGCGUGGGGAACAACGAGCAGCUCGGGGCCGUCAUCCGGGUGGUGCAGGGGGGCAGCGGGCUCAAGGUGGUGGCGCUGGCCAGGCUCACACCCAUCCCGUUCGGGCUCCAGAACGCUGUGUUUUCGAUCACAGACGUGUCCUUGCCAGACUACCUGGUGGCUUCAUCAGCUGGCCUGCUGCCCACUCAGCUCCUCAACUCCUACCUGGGCACCACGCUGCGCACCAUAGAGGACGUUAUAGCCGAGCAGAGCAUCAGCGGAUACUUUCUGUUCAGUCUACAAAUCUUUAUCAGCAUAGGGCUGAUGUUUUACGUGGUGCACCGAGCGCAGGUGGAGCUGAACGCCGCCAUCGCCGCAUGCCAAAUGGAGAUGAAGACUUCGCAUAUGAACGGCAGCACGUCGAACCACGGCAGCUCCACAUACUGCAGCAAGCGGGCCUCGGCGUGCGGAGGGAUCAACAUCGUCUGACGCUCGCCGGCAAGCGGUUCGAUGUGCGUGCAUCAACACGCCCUUUUUUCAGUGGCGCGGUCCUGAUGGAAGGCGAUCAGGGCUAAAGGUGGCGUCCCAGGCCGGAGAAACGCCCGUUCAGGUUUAAUCGGAGCGCUGGGUUUGGAAAUUCUCUCCGGAGUGUCCCAGGAGGCCAGUAUUUUGUACUGCGAGAAGAAUAGAGCCUAAUAGUGGAUUUCUUUAUUUUAUUUUUUUUCUUGUUUCGAAAUGAUUAUUUUUUUAUAGAGUAUGGAUUUUAAUUAGAGUUUUUAUAUCUCAAGAGCAGGUGUUGAGCAUGCGGUUUUAGAGAGAACACUACAGUGUCGUGCAGUAAAGAGACAGCUGUCGGAGUAAAUGCUAUAUUGUAAUAUGCUUUUAGUAAUGCAUUUUACGUUUGCUUUUGGUAAAUUUCCAAAUCAUAAUGUUUAUUAUUAUUAUUAUUAUUAUUAUAACUAUUAUUACAGAAGACAUACCACCUGGCUGGAGAACGGUUGCUUUUAUGCCGAACCAGGAUCACAUUUGCAGUCCUUUACUUCUUCUAAGAACAGAUGGAAAGGAAGGCAUAUUUCCCAGCAGGGUGUGUUUAACAGCGUCCUGCCACGAUCCGUCAAGUGCGGCAUGAUGAAACUGAACAGUGGGAUUUUAUCCGCGUUCAGUCCCUUCGUUAUGUUGCUUGGACAGACAUGAUGAGCCUUUCUUUUUUUUUUUUUUUUUUCUUUUUUUUUGGAUCCUAUUUCACCAAAUGUGUUACAGGGCUGCUGGAAACCUGUUUUUAAUCAAAAAAAAAUUUCGCCUUUUUUAAUUCGGUACCGAUUUCCAUCGCAUUAUUAUUAAACGUGUGCAAUAUUUUUUGUUAGGCUGUCACUGUUAAACCUUCAGGUAAAACCGAAACAAAUGUAGGGAAUAUUCAUUUUUUUCGCACAUUUUAUUUUGAAGAAUGAAUUAAUUAUUAUUGUUAGUAUUAUUAUUAACGUUCCUAUAAUGGACUCAUGGGGUUAAAUAGAAAUAGAAAUGCAAGAACUAUUUGUUGGAGGCACUUUAAACCUAACCCUUCGUUCCGACACAGCUGUCCAUACAUUCUCAGCCACGAUUUCGCCAACAAGCAACGUUUCUUCAGACUUUGAGACGUUUCCGCAGUUCCUUUAGUUUGAAUACACUUAGUUCCUAUUUAGCGUCGCAAAAAUUACACCCAUGGCUUCAUUUUUUUUAUUCUUUCAUUCAUACAUGACCGUAUUAUUAAAUGUAUUUAGAGAUGUUGCAAAGUAAAUAGGAGUUUGGAGGGAAAGAGCGGAGAUCUGUGGUGGCUCUAUAACCAGUACAUUCGUCACGUAUACGUUACUGCGCAGUGACAUUCUGUAUUCUUGUUGGGUCAGAGCGCAGGGUCGGCCAUUAUACGCCACCGGGUUAAGGGCCUCUCUCAAGGGCGGCAACCUGGCACUCGAACCGCCGACCUUCUGAUCAGUAUCUCUGAACUUAAACACUCAUGAUAUAAGUCUUUCAUCGUAUGCACGCUUCUCACCAAGACCACCACUAAACUUUAAAACUGUCUAUAGUUUGUUCAGCCAUGGCAGCAGGCUUGCACCUUAUGAAUGCAUUAAAGUAAAAUAAUAAUAAUAAUAAUGCCUAUAAUAAUCCUAAUUUCAAUAAAAACACUAGCCUUUAAAACGUUUAUGCAAGAGAGGAGUACUGUGCAUAAGUCUUGAGUGCCAGUUUUUUCAUAUGUUGCUAUCAGAGAAUCAGAUUGUCAUGUAUUUUUAAUCUAGUCAUAAGGAAAUACUUCAAAUCCCUGUACCUGAGUAUUU